CCAGCCAGUGUGAUUCACAGUACUGACCGUCACGCUACCUUACCUGCACCUAAAAAGAGCUAAAUUAGUAACUAACUUGGUGGAGGCCAACCUUCACAAGGAACAGGGUCAACCAACUACUAACCUUGCAGUGUGCCCCCAAACCCAUACUCCCAGACCACCUCCUCACAGGACACCGUAAGAGUGUGGCGCAGUUGGGCAAACAAUGUUGAAAAGAAAUGUCAACCAAGUCAGUCCCACAACCUUCAGGGCAAAAUUCAUUUAUCCAUUGAGCUUUGCCGCUCAGCAAUUUUUUGACAACCUCAGAUACCUCAGCCAAGACGAUGGUCAAGUCUGCUUUUGUGUCCUCAGAAGGUAUGUCAGUGGGAUUGAGAAGGGCCUCGACAUGUUCCUUCAACUGCCCAACUAGUAUAUCCUCGGUUGAGGUUCAACAUCGUGCUUCACCAAAGUCCUCCAGCAGCUGAAGUUUUGCCUCGACUCCCACCAAGGCCGAGUGUGGCUUAGCCUGUCGGUCCCUGUCAGCUGCUUCAGGAGUCUCCAAGUUGGCAUGGGCCAGUAUAAAUAUCACCAUCACUGUAUUGCAAUUACAGCUGUAAAAUGUCUUAUGUUGAAAUAGCUUAACUGAAAACAGAAACAUAGUCAAGUCAUUUUAAAACCAUAUCGCAUGAUGAAAAUGGAAUAUUAGCAUUUCCAAUAAAUAUAUUGAAAUAAUUUCUUUCUCAAGAAAUACGUACAUACAAUUGAUUUGCCAAUGCAGUCUACUGUGGCCAAUUCUGCAACUCUUUGUUUUUGUAAAACCUCCCACUGCCAGUUUGAAACAGGUGAUGCCAGAUCGUCCCCAUUGUCUACGUGACGCUGGAAAUCAGUCUCACAAACCUUUAGAGAAUGAUCAACCGAGUCACUGCAAAAAUGAUGUGUCACGUUACAUUGUAUGGAGGGAUGCCAUCAGCAUUCCAGGACUAUCAAGCAAGCAUAUAAAAGGACGGCUCUUUGUUGUCCUCAGCAUCAAGCAUCACCGCUGCAGAGAUGGCAUUUGCUCUUCGUGUGCUCUUCCUCCUUUGUGGGAUCAGUGGAGUAGCGACUGUCGCUUGGUCUGACUCUUACUACGAUGCCGGUUGCUGUCCCAAGGGCUGGGCUCAGUUGGAUAAUUACUGUUUCAUAUUCAAACGCGAGGCCACGACUUUUGAAAAAGCAGAGCAUGACUGCCAAAAACAUGGCGGGAAUUUGGUCUCCAUUCACAGUUCCCUGGAAAGUCUUUUUGUUCUUGGACUGCUGGAACAGGUGCCUGCAGAGUUUGCCUGGAUUGGACUCCAUGAUCCUGCUGAGGAUGGAGACUUUCGGUGGACUGAUAACACCAACUUUGAUUUUGAUAAGUUUUCCUACGGACAGCCUAGUGAUCAUGGUUCCUGUGUGGUGAUUUAUGUGGCAGGUGAAUGGUUUGUUAAGCCCUGCACCUUGGAGAAGCCGUAUGUUUGCAUCAAAGAUACGAGCUGCUGUGCCAACCGCGAAACAGCCUAGCACGACUGACCGACCUCUCACGAUUCCUGUAUCAACGUCAUUCUCUAAUCACGGUGAUCAAACUUCAGUGGUGUCUUUGUAUCUCUGGGUUUACUAUCAAGUUUUCUUGGCUUGGACAUUGCCAAUCGUCAAUCAAACACGAUUGAAAGCUCUCUACU
Doryrhamphus excisus (bluestripe pipefish) is the source of this 1676-nucleotide messenger RNA. Lineage: Eukaryota; Metazoa; Chordata; Actinopteri; Syngnathiformes; Syngnathidae. The record is from RefSeq and is a predicted model, not a curated record.